CCAAAGACCAGGGUUGCAUGGGAGCGUGGGUAAAAAUGAGGUCAGAAUGGACAGCAGGCUCAGCGUGCUAACCAGAUAGCCAAUGUGGAGAGGCUUGCUGCUGAAGGGCACCACCUGUGUCUUGCAGGUGGCAACCCCAAGGAUUUUCCACCAAAAGCUCUUUUCAUCCUUACAACUGAGACUCUUCACUCAAAGUCUCCUUCACAGGCCUGCUGAGGCUACAUGUGCUUCUAGACUUAAGGGUGCAGGCUCCUUGCUGGUACACGAGAGAAUCAGGGGGUAUAAAAAGGAUGCCAAGUCUACUGUAGAGUUCCCCCUGAGUCCCAUCACAGUCACAGACAUCAAACAGUACCUCCGCUCCAAAGAUAUAUCAUUCCACGAUGGCUACAGCUGCCUACACAUCCCAAGCAUAUUCAUCGAUUCCACUACAAGGAAGGACAGUUUUUCUUUGUUCAUCGACAAAACCACUGGACAGUUUCUGUGUAAAGACACACAGGUGGAAGGGAGCUGGGAGGACCUUCAAGACUGUGUGGAGGUGAUGCAAAAGGAAGGGCAGGACUUCCUCAGUCCUCAUGUGCUGCUGGGGUAUCCUGAAAGUGUGGAGGAGCAGGAGGAGUUGGAGAGGGAGCUGAGGGAGGUGCAGGGAAUCUGGGCAAGUGCUGUUCCCUUCACUGAUCUUCCCGAAGAAGAGGCUCAGCUGAUUAAAACCAUGUUCCAGAUUUCAAAGAUCUCUAAUGCAACCUUUAAGAAGUUUGGCGUAAGGCUCUUCAAACCCACCAAGAGUCUGGUUUUCCCUUGGUUUGGCGGACCUGACUCCUCUUUAAAGGGGAUUAAGCUCCUCUCUGCUCAGAGGACAGACGACGACUCCGUCACCUAUAAUGAAGCAACAGUCCCAAAAUGUAGCUCCUAUUACAACUUGUUUGGCCUCCCUCUUGUAAGCCGCUUAGACUCUGAGGUGGUGAUAACUGGUCACGAGUUGGAUACUCUGGCCGUAAGCCAGGCCACAGGACUCCCCAGUGUUGCUCUUCCUCGUGGGGUCAGCUGCCUCCCUCCGGUCCUGCUGCCUUACCUGGAGCAGUUCAAGCGUGUGACGCUUUGGCUCGGAGGAGACAUUCGCUCCUGGGAGGCGUCAAAGAUCUUUUCGCGUAAGCUGGGACUAAGGAGGUGUGCUCUGGUGCGGCCUGGGGAGUACCAGCCAUGCCCAUCGGAGGCGCUGGCCCGAGGCAAGAAUUUAAGCCGCAUCAUCAAAGCCUCCAUCCCAGCAGCACACAAGUCCAUUGUUUCCUUCAAGCAGCUCAGAGAGGAUGUGUACGGCGAGCUGGUCAACACAGACCAGGUGGCCGGAGUCAAGUGGAUGAGGUUUCCAGACCUCAACAGGAUCUUGAAGGGACACAGAAAAGGAGAGCUCACGGUUUUCACAGGUCCUACCGGAAGUGGGAAGACCACCUUCAUCAGCGAGUUGGCCCUGGACCUUUGCAUGCAGGGCGUCAACACAUUAUGGGGCAGUUUUGAGAUCAACAACGUGCGUCUGGCUAAGAUCAUGCUGACACAGUUUGCCAUGCAGAGGCUGGAGGAGAAUCUGGAGCAGUACGAUUUUUGGGCUGACAAGUUUGAAGAGCUGCCACUUUACUUCAUGACUUUCCACGGACAGCAGAACAUCAAGACAGUACUGGAUACUAUGCAGCAUGCUGUCUACCUCUACGAUAUCAACCAUGUCGUCAUUGAUAACCUGCAGUUCAUGAUGGGACAAGAAAACCUCUCAGUAGACAAGUUUGCCGUCCAGGACCACAUAAUUGGGGUUUUCAGGAAGUUUGCCACCAACAGCAGCUGCCAUGUCACUCUGAUCAUUCACCCGAGAAAAGAGGAGGAUGACCGAGAACUGCAAACAGCAUCUAUUUUUGGUUCUGCUAAAGCCAGCCAAGAGGCCGACAACGUCCUCAUUCUGCAGGAGAAGAAGGUGGUGUCAUGUCCAGGUCGAAGAUCCCUGCAGAUCACCAAAAACCGCUUCGAUGGAGACGUGGGCAUCUUUCCUCUGGAAUUCAUCAAGUCCUCGCUCACCUUUUCAUCUGCUCUCAAAGGCAAACUCAAGCUGAAGAAGGUUCCUGCCAAAUCAGAAAACGAAGAGGAGGACAAGGAGAACACUGUGGCAUUGAAUAAAGAAGGUAAAAAAGAAAAGGCAGAGAAAGUAGGAAAGACAAAGACACCACGAAAUGUAAAGAGUCCUGUGACAGGAAGUGAAACUAGCCAGAAGUAAUAAAGAAAAGUGUCAUAUGGACCAGGGUCAAAACUUUUUGUCAUAAGCUGAAUAUAAAUGUAUAAAUACAAAGGAGGACAAAGACAAGUAUAAAAUAUAAAAAAUAGCAACUUUGAUUGUAGCUCACAAUGAAAUGAUCCAGAAAAUGCAGAUAUGUAAGGAUUUGUUUCAUCAUGGAAGGAAAGUAAGACAUUAAAACUAGAAUGUGAAAUGAUGUUAGUAACAUGUUAAAUGUCUAUGGUGUUUAAAGCUUUCAUAUGCAAGUACUUCUAAAUAUUAACUCUGAAUUGUGUCAUGCUUAGAUGUUAUCCACCAGUUUGGAAGCAAUAUAGUGACAUAAGGAGCUGCUGUGUUUCAUGGUAACCAUGGAAACCAAGUUUUGCAUAUUACCACAAUGUGUUCUCUACUGGCAUUUUUUGUAUUAUCACGAUAUAUAAACUUUUUUUAAAAAAAGUGCAUCUGGUGCAGA
Messenger RNA from Melanotaenia boesemani (Boeseman's rainbowfish), 2723 nucleotides. RefSeq names its product twinkle mtDNA helicase (gene twnk). The transcript has 7 exons. Lineage: Eukaryota; Metazoa; Chordata; Actinopteri; Atheriniformes; Melanotaeniidae. Gene Ontology annotation, biological process: mitochondrial DNA replication. The record is from RefSeq and is a predicted model, not a curated record. Gene Ontology annotation, molecular function: ATP binding; 5'-3' DNA helicase activity; single-stranded DNA binding. Bases 83 to 2254 code for a protein of 723 amino acids. Gene Ontology annotation, cellular component: mitochondrion.